Panicum virgatum (switchgrass) is the source of this 1777-nucleotide messenger RNA. RefSeq lists its product as uncharacterized. Lineage: Eukaryota; Viridiplantae; Streptophyta; Magnoliopsida; Poales; Poaceae. The transcript is spliced from 6 exons. The record is from RefSeq and is a predicted model, not a curated record. Bases 1 to 1041 code for a protein of 346 amino acids.
AUGAGGCCUCAGGAGUGGCAGGCCAGUGACAACGCAUCUCAGUGGUGGCUAAAUAUCGCUAGGACACCGUCUAUUCCCUGCAAGGCCAUGGCCACCAUCGCUAUGUUGAUCACUUGGGAGGUUUUCCGAGUCCCUUUUAACAUACUUACUCUAACUCAUAUAUGCCUGUGGAGAGGGAGCCCCCUCGGCACUCCGUUACCCCGGGAACGACACGUGGCUUCGCUGGAGGGGGACGCCCGACGCGAGCCAUGUUUUUUCUGCCACCGCCUGCCGAGCCCGCUGCGCUCCGGGCCCACCGUGCUCCACCGCCUCUCGCUCGUGUGGCCACAGGUCAGGCCCCGUGACCCGCCUCCAUGGGACACCGUGGCUUCUUGCUGCGCCCUUUUUCUCCUGUGCAUCUGCCGCCGGCGGUCUAGGGUUUCGGAAGGGGGCGAUGGCGGAGGGCUGUUUGGGUCGAGGAUCCCGCCGGUGGCGAGCACGCCACCGGUGUGCCGGCCCGCCGAGUUGGCCGGCCCCUCCGUCCUCCAGGUGCGCUCCCGCAGCCCAGGCGACCCAAGCAUUACCUCUGAUCUCUUCACGCCUGCGGGGCGAGGGUGGAGAUGCAGCCGCCACGCCACGCCGCCGCAGCGCCGGGUGGCCGGCGGCGGGGCUUUGCUACAGGGCGGGGCGGAUUGCGGGCCUCGGCUGAGGCCACGGAAGGCGGCUUGGGCAGCGAGAAUCGGCUGGACGGGUAGGCACCCUCCUUGUGACGCCACCAGAUGUGUUAGGGAGCGGAGCACACCACGGCACUCGGGGCGGAAGGGAGCAUGGUGCUCCGCUCCGGUCAUUGCCGCACUUUCUGGUGUCCGGUCAGCCGGCGCCGGCGCUGACGUGCUCAUAUUCUCCGGCUACACCUUGCUUGAUGAUCUGCUUCCCUGGAUCGAGGAUCUGAGGUACCUAGGAGGGGAUGAACCGCACCGGCCGCCCAUGUUCAUCCUCCUCGGUCAACUGAGGGCAGCCGGAUGUCCCAGAGUCCCAUUUCAUGGGCCAUGCCUCUACUAAUCUUAAGGAUCCUCUAGUGAAUCAGUGAGGAAGAAACCUUGCUCAUCCAAGAGACUCCUCGGAGGGGCUAAAGAUGAUAGCUGAACAGAGAUCAUCAGUUGCAUAAAUCGGCUACGGUACUAAUGCACGGUGCUGCUAGGACUCUACUAUAUAGGCUUAUCAUGAACUUUAGUUAGACUGCAUAUUUUGCUGGCCUCUUUUGGAACCAAAGUAGCAUGCCUGAAGAAGCACGGCUAACUUUGCGUUAGCAAACUCCUUUGAGCACAACAUCGUGCUUAUGUAGAUAAUGUCUGUCUUAUUCUUUUGGGCGCUGCAGCUGCAAACACCGCUCACCAUUACUAUGGAAGGCAUUGCAAAUAUGCCUGAAACCUGGGCACCUUGGACACAUGGACAGCAACCACGCUGAAGAAUUAUGGCCAGAACAAUAAUGCAACGCUGCUGUCGUUGGAUAUUUGGAUGUCUAGGUACUGUGAUGGUUAUUCUGGGAAACUAAUGUAAGACUGAUGUUGUUUAGCAUUCUUUAUAUGAAAUUAUUAUGCUGCUCAUUUCAGCACAAAAUUUUUCAACUCAAAUGUCAGGUAAAAUUUGUAUUUGUCCAGGUUGGUUUAGACUGAAGCAUGCAGUGAUGUUCGGGAAUCAUUUGUUGUUUUCUCAUAGAAAAAGUCAUGCAUGUGCUUAGGAAGACAUUGUCAAGUUAUGCCCGUCUGGGACAUUUCCAUUUGGAAAAUUUUGAUUA